GCCUUCUCUCUGGUCUCUCUGGAGCAACCUGAAGACAGGAGUGUGGCCUCAAGGAGACAGCCAUGGGCACAGCAGAGUCCAUCCCUGAUAAGCCCCUGCUCAGAGGAGAAAGCGGGCAAGAUCUCCAAGAGAUGCUGAGAGAAGUAGGACUGGAUGUUGAGUACUGGAUACCCAAGCUGCAGGAACACCUGGGUGUGACCUGUGCCCAGGCCUUACAACACCUAGAAGAAAAAGACCUCCAGAAGCUGAAAUCCAAGGCACAACAUCCCUGGGAGAAAAGGGCCCUGGAGAAGCUGCUUAAGCUGUCGCACUCAGAUAGUAUUGCAGAGUUACAGGACUCUCAGGUGGAAAUGAUAAAGAAAAAGCAGAAGCAGGUAGACCAAACACUGCAGGAGCUAAGAGACUUGCUGUCUGAAGGGAGGCAGCGACAGGAAGAGGCAGUGAGGAAAAAAGAGGCAGAGCUGAGGAAGGCGAUGGAGAUCCCCAAAGAGUACUGGCCACCUCUUGAAAAGUCUCUAAGAGAAGUCGUGGAAAACAUGCAGAGACAACUCACCCUCAUGGAGGGGACACUGUCUCACAGGGAAACCCUCCUAGACAGAGAUCCAGAGAGAUGGGCAUCUGGAGGGCUGACCCUGCAGGGAAUUUACAAAACCACCUACCAAAGGGGCCUAUUAGAGAAGAGAGAGGAGCUACUCAGUGUCUGCAAGGAGUUCUCACUCUUUCGCCCUUAGCAGGGCACACGAUGGAAACAAAGGAAUUUACAUCUUCCCAAGCAGAAUCUAUGUUCAGGUGGAAGGUGGAAGAGACAUUCACAGAGGAACUUGGCUUUGACUUUAUGCUUAUUGUGGACACAGAAGGACUUCGGGCCCCAGAACUCAGCAACAAAUCCCAGAAUCAUGACAAUGAGUUGGCCUCCUUUGUCAUUGGACUUGGAAACUUGACUCUGAUCAAUAUUUUUGGGGGAAAUCCAUCAGAAAUGCAAGAUAUUCUACAAAUAGCUGUCCAGGCUUUUCUGAGGAUGAAACAAGUAAAAAUGUCCCCAAGUUGCCUCUUUAUCCAUCAGAAUGUGGGGGAAGUUACAGCUAAAGACCAAACUAUGGAAGGAUGAAGGCGGCUAGAGCAGAAACUAGAUGAAAUGACAGCAACAGCGGCUGAACAAGAACAGUGCUCAGAUGUAACCCACUUUAGUGAUGUCAUCAAGUUUGAUGCCAAUACUCACGUCUACUACUUUGCUCAUCUCUGGGAUGGCAAUCCCCCAAUGGCCCCUCCCAAUCCUCACUACAGCCACAACCUCCAGGAACUGAAAAGUAGAAUUCUUGAGACUGCCAAAGAGGAUUCUAGGGGAAGGAUCAUGAAGAUAUCAGAUGUAAAAUUCCGAGUUCAAGAUUGUGGAGAGCCUUGUUGAAUGAGAAUUUUAUUUUCAGUUUCAGGAACACCCGAGAGGUCAUGGCCAUGAGCAAAUUGGAAACCAUGUAUAACUACUGGACCUGGGAGCUGAGAAGUCAUGUUCUGGGCUUGCAGAACAAGCUGAUCAAUUAGAUUCAGAAUGGAAAAAUCCAGACGUUCAGAACAAGCACAUUCGAGGCUCCAGUUACAGAAAAAUAUGAAGCCAUCAAGCAAGAAUUGGAGAAAUAUUUUAAUGAAGAUCCAGAUAGUGAAAUACUGGUUCAGUGGAAAGCAAAUUUUGAAAAUAAGCUAAUAAUCCUUAAAGAGGCACUUAUUUCAGACAGCCGAAGAAAAGCCAAUGAACUUAUUAGUUUUAAAAAAAAGUCAAGAAAAACUAGAUAACCAAAAAUCAGGUUAUGAAAAGGAAUUAUUGGAAAGAAGCCGAAAGUUGGCUUUAACUCUAAAGGGCAAAGAACUGAGUGAUGAAGCGCUACAUGAGAAAUUCAAUCAACUUUGGAAAAAGUGGGUCAGUGUUGUGUCCUCAACGGUCCUUCCAGUCGCUGAGCCUAACAUUGAUGUGGAUU
Molecule: messenger RNA, 1970 nt
Organism: Diceros bicornis minor
Lineage: Eukaryota; Metazoa; Chordata; Mammalia; Perissodactyla; Rhinocerotidae
Product: interferon-induced very large GTPase 1-like
Exons: 2
Coding region: 63-731 (222 amino acids)
Source: RefSeq, a predicted model, not a curated record